AUGGUUCUGUUUCACGAAUUCGACCCAUUUUCAGUCCAAACUCAAGCAGACCCUGCUAUAAAUAUUCAUGGUCUAAGGAGUGGCGAUGCGUCGUCUUCCCUUCCACCACUGCUUCUGCUACACGGAUUCCCUCAGACGCUAUACGCCUGGCACCGCGUUGCACCCCAUCUUGUCGACAAAUACACGGUUGUCUUGAUUGAUAUCCGUGGUUAUGGACAGUCUUCCAAGCCUGCAGGUGUGCAGGCCUACGCAAAAAGUGCCAUGGCUCGUGAUUGCAUUGCCGUAAUGGACACUCUAGGCUUCACCGAUUCUUUCUACAUCUGUUCUCAUGAUCGGGGCGCCCAAGUGGCACACAAGCUCUGCGUUGAUUACCCCAUUCGAGUAAAGAAAACAAUCCUUCUCGAUAUUUGUCCAACGCUGGCAAUGUUUACAAGAUAG
Messenger RNA from Penicillium egyptiacum, 438 nucleotides. NCBI's taxonomy places the organism in Eukaryota, Fungi, Ascomycota, Eurotiomycetes, Eurotiales, Aspergillaceae. The record is from the annotation of a GenBank genome assembly.